Molecule: messenger RNA, 780 nt
Organism: Lycium ferocissimum
Lineage: Eukaryota; Viridiplantae; Streptophyta; Magnoliopsida; Solanales; Solanaceae
Product: ras-related protein Rab7-like
Exons: 6
Coding region: 1-543 (180 amino acids)
Cellular component (GO): vacuolar membrane
Molecular function (GO): GTP binding; GTPase activity
Source: RefSeq, a predicted model, not a curated record
AUGAAUAAAUAUAUACACAAGAAGUUCUGUCAGCAAUACAAAGCUACAAUUGGAGCUAAUUUCGUGACAAAGGUGCUUCAGAUUGAUGACAGGCUUGUAACUCUUCAAAUAUGGGAUACAGCGGGUCAGGAGAGAUUUCAGAGUCUUGGACUUGCAUUUUAUAGAGGAGCAGAUUGUUGUGUUUUGGUCUAUGAUGUCAAUGUAAUGCGAUUGUUUGACAACCUUGACGACUGGCAUGAAGAAAUUUUCAAAGAGGUUUGGUUUAUUGUUCUGCAGGCUAGCCCACCGGACGCUAAGACAUUUCCUUUCAUAUUACUGGGAAACAAGAUCAAUAUAGAUGGUGGAAAUAGCCGAGUGGUUUCUGAGAAAAAAGCAAAGCAUUGGUGUUCAUCAAAAGGGAUACCUUACUUUGAGACAUCAGCAAAAGAGGAUAUAAAUGUUGAUGCUGCCUUCUUGUCUAUUGCAAAAACUGCUUUGGCCAAUGAGCACGAGCAGGAUAUAUACUUCCAGGGCAUUCCAGCGGCAGUUUCAGAGAAAGAGUAGAAAGGUGGUCGUGCAUGCUAAGUUGGAUAAAGCGACUGGAUAGAGUGUGUCAUAAUCCAUAUUGUUGCCUAAUUUUUGUGUAACCGUAUCAUCAGUGUUAGGUCAUAGGCAUUCUUGUAUACCCACUGCAUUAAGAUCGAAUAUGUUUCUCCACAUUUCUUCAAUGUUGUUUUAGAAGAAGCUCUCAUCUUUUUGUAUUCAGAUAUUGGAGGUGUGAAAUCUCAGCCAAAUUCAGUA